AUGGCCACGCUGCAGCGGUUAGCCGGCCAGACUGCGAAGCGGCUGUGUCUGAGACCAGCCAGCGCCCUCCCCAUCCGACAGUCCUCGACCCCCUCGAUACAGUCCGCCGCGACGCGUCCGCGGGCAGCCGCAAGCUUCUCGACGACGAGCCUCCGCCGCUAUGCCCAGACACAAGACCAGCAGCCCCAGGGCACCGUCCUGAUCCCCGUCGACGAGAACUUCACGCCCUCCGCCCGCGACCCAUACCAGAUGAAGCGGCUCGAGGGCGACGAGGGCACGGGGGAGAAGGCGGGCGACGGCUCCAUAGCAGGGCGCAAGAUCCGCCACUACACCGUCAACUUCGGCCCCCAGCACCCGGCCGCCCACGGCGUGCUGCGACUGAUCCUCGAGCUCAACGGCGAGGAGAUUGUGCGCGCCGACCCCCACGUCGGCCUGCUGCACAGAGGAACAGAGAAGCUGUGCGAGUACAAGACAUACCUGCAGGCCCUGCCCUACUUUGACCGGCUGGACUACUGCUCCAUGAUGACCAACGAGCAGUGCUUCUCGCUCGCCGUCGAGAAGCUGCUGAAUGUGGAGGUGCCGGAGCGUGCGAAAUGGAUCCGGACCAUGUUUGGAGAGAUCACCCGUAUCCUGAACCACCUCAUGUCGGUUUUGUCACACGCUAUGGAUGUCGGUGCUCUCACGCCCUUCCUGUGGGGUUUCGAGGAGCGAGAGAAGCUUAUGGUGAGUAGCAGCUGGAUUGAUGCUAUCUCGGUCUAUGAAAAAUCAACGCAUGAGUUGAAUUCUAUGAGCGUGUCUCUGGCGCCCGUCUUCACGCCGCAUACGUCCGACCUGGUGGUGUCUCCCAAAGAUAUUCCCGUCGGCCUACUCGAUGACAUCUACCAAUGGGCCACCCAAUUCAGCGACCGUAUCGAUGAAACCGAAGAGAUGCUGACGGACAACCGUAUCUGGAUCGACCGUCUCCGCGGUGUCGGUGUCGUUUCUGCCGCCGAUGCUCUCAACCUCUCCUUCUCUGGUGUCAUGCUCCGAGGAUCCGGAGUCCCGUGGGACGUCCGCAAGUCGUCCCCCUAUGACGCCUAUGACCAAGUCGAGUUCGAUGUGCCAGUCGGUGUCAAUGGCGACUGCUACGACAGAUACCUCUGCCGAAUAGAGGAGUUCCGCCAGUCCCUCCGCAUCAUCCACCAGUGCCUCAACAAGAUGCCCCCCGGCCCCAUCAAGAUCGAGGACUACAAGAUCGCCCCUCCUCCGCGUGCCGCCAUGAAGGAGAACAUGGAGGCCCUUAUCCACCACUUCCUGCUGUACACCAAGGGAUACGCAGUCCCACCAGGCGACACGUACUCAGCCAUCGAGGCACCAAAGGGCGAGAUGGGCGUGUACAUUGUCAGUGACGGCAGCGAGCGGCCCUACCGUGUGCACGUCCGUGCCCCUGGCUUUGCUCACUUGGGUGGCUUCGACGCGGUCGCCAAGGGCCACUUGCUGGCUGACGCAGUGGCGAUUAUCGGAACAAUGGAUCUGGUGUUUGGUGAGGUCGAUCGGUAG
Molecule: messenger RNA, 1539 nt
Organism: Diaporthe citri
Lineage: Eukaryota; Fungi; Ascomycota; Sordariomycetes; Diaporthales; Diaporthaceae
Exons: 3
Coding region: 1-1539 (512 amino acids)
Biological process (GO): mitochondrial electron transport, NADH to ubiquinone
Molecular function (GO): quinone binding; NAD binding; NADH dehydrogenase (ubiquinone) activity
Source: RefSeq, a predicted model, not a curated record